GACUUGCAACUCCUCAAGGAAACCGUGUGACGUGGAGUCGCAACUCAAAGAAGAGAAACGCUUCCUGUGUCCGUUUUCGGAACCGUAAGAACAACCCAACCACCAUUUUGGCCUCUUCCCACGCCUCUCUUCCCCAAAUUCCACUACUCUUGGACUCCGUUCAGCCUUCGAUCUCACUCUCUCUGCCUCCCACGCUAUGGCGGCGGCCUCGGAGAAUGCGGCGGGGAUCGACGUGUCGGAGCCAAAGGACCCGUCGCCUUCCGGACUGGCCUCUGACGUGGUGUCUCAGUCCUCGUCGACCGCUCGACCUUCCUUCUCCGCCGACACACCUGAUCGCAACGAUCCCGCCAAUUCCUCUCCUAAUCUUUGUAAAGAUGCCGAAGCUCAGUCUCCAGCCUCAUUGAGGAGUGAAGAGUAUCGACAAUUGUUUCGUCUUCCACCAGAUGAAGUCCUUGUCGAAGAUUUUAAUUGUGCUUUCCAGGAGAAUAUACUUAUUCAGGGUCAUAUGUACCUGUUUGUUCAUUAUAUUUGCUUUUACUCUAACAUAUUCGGAUUUGAGACGAAGAAAAUAAUCCCGUUACAUGAGGUCACUAGUGUACGAAGGGCAAAGACAGCAGGGAUCUUCCCUAAUGCCAUAGAAAUUUUUGCUGGAAGCAAAAAGUACUUCUUUGCAUCCUUUCUGUCCCGUGAUGAAGCUUUCAAGAUCAUAAAUGAUGGAUGGUCGCAAACUAGUAAUGGUGCCAAAGCAGCCACAGAACAUCUGGAAUCAAUAUCUGAAUCAAGCAGCCCAGAGAAUGGAGGGGCUCUAAUUGAAAAGGAUAGCACUAGACGUCCAGCCAAUGAAUUGGACUCUACUGACAGGAAUAAGGAUGCUCCUGUAUUAAAUGAUUCACUGCCUGUCAAUAUUGAAGUUGAGACGGUGGCAGCAACAGUUUCAGAGCAGCCAGAUAACGUAGAGGUAGAUGCUGAACCAGUUGUAAAUUCUGAACCUUCAUCUUCAAAAAAGACUUGGAUAUGGAAGCAGGAGAACUUUGAUGCCCCCAAGAUCCCAGAAUGUUAUACAAAGGUUGCAGAAUCAAAGUUUCAGAUAAAGGUAGAGGACUUCUUUAGUUUCUUUUUCUCAGAUGAUUCUGUCAAUUUCAUUGAAUUGUUUCAUAAAAGAUGCGGGGACAAAGACUUUAGCUGCAGUUCUUGGUAUCCUCAUGAAAAGUAUGGGCAUGCUCGUGACGUGUCAUUUCAACAUCCAAUAAAAAUCUACUUUGGUGCAAAAUUCGGAAGCUGCCAAGAGAUCCAGAAACUUCAAAUUUAUAGAAACAGUCAUUUGGUUAUCGAGACAUCACAAGAAAUCAGUGACGUGCCUUAUGCAGAUUAUUUUCGGGUUGAGGGGCUUUGGGAUGUUGAGAGAGACACUGAUAAAUCGAAAGAACGCUGCAUUUUGCGUAUAUAUGUGAAUGUGGCAUUUUCCAAGAAAACUGUAUUUAAAGGAAAAAUUGUGCAGUCUACCAUUGAAGAAUGUCGAGAGGCUUACGUGGCCUGGAUAGACAUGGCACAUGAAUUGUUGAAGCAGAAGAACCUUGAAAAAAAACAAGAGGGGGUUGCUGCUGAUAUCAUGACUCAGAAUGGUGAAGUUUACUUUGAGAGUGAAGUAAUUGCCGGGGAAUCUUUGGAAAGGCCAUUUGAGUCAAGUGACCAUAUAAGAACGCAACAGACAUCUGAUCCCGUAGAUGCUAAACAAGAAGUUGGCAAGCAAGCAAAUUUUAUUGAUGCUACAUCCCUAGCAUCUUGGGUAAAGGAGUUUAUAGUGAAGUUAGGAUCCUUGAGAAGUCAAAACCAUAUUUUAGUACUCGUGGUUAUGGUUUUUGCUGUGAUUUUCUUGAUGCAGUUGAGCAUAGUUGUGCUAUUAGCUAGGCCCCAACACAUCCAUGUGAACCCUCAGAUGAGUAGCAUGGGCAGUGGAAUCGGUGGAAGAUCAUCUGAAGCAAUGGCUUGGAUGGAGAAGCUAAUUCACCACCUUAAAGAUGAAAUGUACACAGUUGAGGCUCGGCUCGAGAGGAUGCGACAUGAGCUCACACUGUUGAAAGCACAACUGAAAGACCUAGAGCAUCUCAGUAAGCAACAAUAGUCAAUUUGUAUAUCCUUAUGAUUCCUGUCAUGGUAAAAUGUUAUUUUCCCUUCUGUACUCGAAAAAUGUAUCAUACAAAGGAAUUUUGUCAAAUUUGUAUCUGUAUGUACUAGUUCCCUUGUUGAUUACUAGUGAUAAAAUUGGAAGAGGGUUGGCCCAUCA
Corylus avellana is the source of this 2284-nucleotide messenger RNA. RefSeq names its product GRAM domain family protein (gene VAD1). Gene Ontology annotation, biological process: negative regulation of programmed cell death. NCBI's taxonomy places the organism in Eukaryota, Viridiplantae, Streptophyta, Magnoliopsida, Fagales, Betulaceae. The record is from RefSeq and is a predicted model, not a curated record.